Chionomys nivalis (European snow vole) is the source of this 2833-nucleotide messenger RNA. It is a transcript of the gene Tssc4, whose product is annotated as tumor suppressing subtransferable candidate 4. The transcript has 2 exons. The record is from RefSeq and is a predicted model, not a curated record. NCBI's taxonomy places the organism in Eukaryota, Metazoa, Chordata, Mammalia, Rodentia, Cricetidae. Bases 1744 to 2697 code for a protein of 317 amino acids.
GCACUCCAUGUGAGUACUCCCUCGUUUCUACCUCCCUGUCCUAGGAACUCAGUGCUGACCUUAUACCAGCCUUGACCUCAUUUCCACUCAUCUGUUGGACAUGCCAAGUCAUUGCUGAGCAGGGUAGGCGGAGCCACACAGCAGGAAAAUUCACAGAAUGCUGGGGAUAGGCUACAAAAACACCCCACCCCUACCCCAUACCCCUUUUGAGGGACAACACAGCAAAGGUUAGACCAUUGCCCCAUCCCUAGUAUCUAGGUGCUUAGAAAUGUUCUAGAGCUGGGUGGCUCUAGCCUAUGGUCUCAAGGAGUAAUAGGCAAGAUGGCAGCCCACUCAGCUCAGCCCUGUGAACUAAGGGUCAGGCUAAGCAACCUCCUGGACAUCAGCAGCUACCACCACUACUGUCUUUUUCCCUUGACUCCUGUCUGAGCCCCUCCCCCAGGCUGCUGGCAUACUUAAUUGACCUCUAGGGGAGAGAACGCCUGGCUAAGAUUCAGAUCCCAGCUCCUAGCAGCCUCCCAGGAGGCUGAUUUGUCAGUGAACCCCAGGCUUGUACUAGGGCGUUCUGAUCUCGACCUCCCUCACCCCUGUACAAGCCUGUUCCCUGCUUGGGUGGGCUGCUGGUCUGAGGAACCCUUUCUACUCUUUAUGUUGUGAAGCAUGUGGCCAAGGCUGUUGAGUGGCCUGCAGCUUCAAGAACUAGGGAAGAAGGGGAGCACGAAGCAGCCCACUGAAUCCUCAGACUCUGGUCCCCAAGGAUGCAAGAGGACAGCUCCAAGCCUGGAGCGGGGUUGUGUGCGGCUUUGAAAAGUGGGGUCCCUGUCCAGGCAGAGCCCAGAGGAGCGGCGUCGAAUCUCUGCUGCCCCAACCAACUAAUCGACACUCCAGGGCCCACCACAUCUCUAGAUUCCAAUAGCCAACUAGGAGUUUAGUCCCACCCCGCUCCAGAGAGCCAACGGAGCACAAGACCGGCGCCACUUCCGACCAGGAAACUAGUUGGCGCCCGCAUUGCGUGGUGACGCACUUCCUCCCUGUAACGAACCCGGCUCAGGCGGGUUCCGACAGGCGGCACUGGAGGCCUCAACCCUUUGUGACUGGCCUAGCCCUAGAGUGUUAUGGGAAUCGAGGCCCCUUGGUUCCGCCUCUUCCUGUUUCGUCAAUUCCGUGUCCGUUCCGGUUUUCGGUGAUGCGCAUACGUGAAGGUUACACCUCCCAUCGGGCAUUGGUCCAUUGCCUUCUGGGAGUUGUAGUUCCUGAUGUACUAAAGUCGUGCCAUUCAGACAGCCGGGGACUCGGUUUCCCAGAAAGCCGAGCGAAAGUGGGCAGGAACCACGGAACGAAUCCCGCGGAAUCGGCGGGACUCUGCUGGGAAAGGCCGCUGGGUAUUGCAACGUGCACGGAACGGUGAGCGUCGGCCUCCUUAGAACCGCGCGACUAGGCCAGUCCCCUGACGGCUCUUCCUCCGGACCUGGCUGGGUAGUCUCUGCGGUGGUGGUGUGUACCCGGAGAGGCUGUGCUCUGCUGAUCUAAAGCCUGUCUCCAGCAUCUCCCAGCGCGCAUCCUUUAUAUGUCUGCACUGCUCUGCUCUCAUGUUUGACUCUCUUCCUUAACCCUAUCUAACCUGCAGCUCCACAGUGCUCCUCAGCUUCGCGAGGCCGUCGCCCGCCUGCAUGACCGGGCAGCGUCUGACUGUGAACAGAGGCGCCUAGGAAGUAGUGGAGGUGGGGAGGGUCCCAGGCCGGCAUGGCGGAGGCGGAGACUGGUUUGGAGGCUGAGGAACCCACCGAGGAUGACACCCUUCCUUCUGACACCGUCUCCCUCAGCGACUCGGACUCGGACCUCAGCCUACCUAGUGGUGCCGAGGUGCAAGUCUUGUCCCCGGAGAGGCUUUCUGGGGAAGCCCAGGAGGACUCCGGCCCUGAUGACCCUCCCUCACCCCUCACGGGUGUCCCCACCACCCCAGUCCAGCCGUUCCACCUCCGAGGCAUGAGUUCCACCUUCUCGCAGCGCAGUCACAGCAUCUUUGAUUGUCUGGAGAGUGCGGCCCGGCAGGCACCGCCCUCUGCGCCCCAAACUAGUGUGACUGACAAUGGCAGCUUCAAACGGCCUGUGACUCCCCCAAGUCAGACUCUGGCAAGGAACCUGAGCAGAGUGCAUGAGAGCACUGGCCCAGUCAGGGUACCUCCUGUGCCGGAUUAUGUGUCACAUCCUGAACGUUGGACCAAGUACAGUCUGGAAGAUGUGGCUGAAGUCAGUGAGCAGAACAAUCGUGCUGCUGCUCUGGCCUUCCUGGGCUCUCGAAGCCAGGCAUCCCCUACAGACUAUGUACCCUCCUUCAACCAGGAUCCCUCUAGCUGUGGGGAGGGUCGAGUGGUCUUUACCAAACCAGUACGAGGCAGUGAGGCUAGGGCUGAGAGGAAGAGGAUCCUAAAGAAGGGGGAUGUGUCAAGUGCUGGGGGUGAGGCCUCUGUGGAGCUGGCCCAUCUGGCCGGGCCUGAGGCUGAGGAGUGGAGUGGCCACCAGGGACUGCAAGAGGUAGUGGUACCUUCAGGAGCUGACCACCCUGGGUCCUCAUCAGACCCUACAGGGAUGGAGGCUGUUGGUUUCCAUGGCAGCAAGAAGCGGAGCAGAGAACAUUUCCGGAACAGGGACAGUAACCCCGAGGGGCCAGGGUCUGAGAGAGGCCCCUCAGUUUGACUGCAGUGCUAGCUCUCCACCUCCUCACCUGCCCAGCCCAGGUUUGAGGGAAGCUGUGUUGUGCAACAGCCCUGGCUGGGAAUGUGGGACCUUGGAGGCCCUUGUGCCCCAGUGUCCUGGGGUGGACAAUAAAGGU